Messenger RNA from Actinia tenebrosa (Australian red waratah sea anemone), 1376 nucleotides. RefSeq lists its product as uncharacterized. Gene Ontology annotation, biological process: double-strand break repair via homologous recombination. Lineage: Eukaryota; Metazoa; Cnidaria; Anthozoa; Actiniaria; Actiniidae. The record is from RefSeq and is a predicted model, not a curated record. Gene Ontology annotation, molecular function: 3'-5' DNA helicase activity; four-way junction helicase activity. Gene Ontology annotation, cellular component: chromosome; nucleus; cytoplasm.
AUGGCGGAAAGCAUGUUAAACAAGGGAACUGCAGGGUCAGGAAAAUCACCAUUUCGUGUGGCUUAUUCACAGGUUGGAAAUAUUCGAGCCAUUGUGAAAGCUCCAAUACUGUGCUUGACAGCCACAGCAAGUGCCACAACCAGGAAAAAAAUUAUAAAAAUGCUUCACAUGCAGAAAACGCAAGUUGUUUAUCUUUCUCCUGACAAAGAAAAUAUCAAAUAUGUGGUGGAAAUGGCCAACAAAAAUGGGUGACCUUCACAGACCUUUUCUUGGCUUAUCAAUGACUUGAAAGACAAUGGUAGGAACACCAAGAAAACCAUUGUCUUCUGUUCUUCCUUCAAAGAAUGCGGGGACAUCUAUGACACCCUUCUCCAAUGCUUAUCAGAAACACAUGUGGAGCAUAUUGCUAUGUAUCCCGCAAGAACUCCUCAAAGGAUCAAGGACAAAGUCCUAAGUGACAUUGUAAAGCAUAAUGGUCAAAUAAGGUUGGUCAUUGCUACUAGUGCGCUUGGGAUGGGAGUAAAUAUCCCAGACAUCAAUAGAGUGUUACAUUAUGGAAUUCCAGAGGAUUUCGAGUGUUAUGUUCAAGCCGUGGGAAGAGGAGGCAGGGAUGGUAGCAGUGUCCUUUCUGUAUUGUACUACAGAAAUUAUCAUCUCCGACACUGUGAUUCUAAAAUGAGGGACUUCAUAAAAAAUAAGGGACAUUGUCGUCGUCUGGACAUAGUAAAUUUUUUUGGAGUUAAAGCAAAGAAAAUGUCUGUCUUACACAAUUGUUGUGAUAUUUUUGCCAAAGAAUGUACCUGUGGUUCUUGCCCCCCAGAGCUGUAUCAAAGUGUUGAAAUUGACUUGUUGAAUAUGAAACACAACAUACUGAGUUGCCAAGUGUCUUCUGAACAGAGAGAAACCUUUAUUUCUGUUUUGAAUGAUAUCAAGAAUGAACAUGUGCGAAAACUUCUGUUCUUGGGUCCAGAUUUCUUCAAAAUAUGCUAGAUGAUGAAACCAUUAAAGAACUUGGCAAUAACUUGGAGCAAUUAUUUACAGUUCAAGAUGUGAUGGAAAAUUUUUCCAUCCUAGAAAGGCAAGUUGCCUUAGAAAUAUUAACUGUUGUCAAUGAUAUUUUUGCAGACAUUGACAUAGUUAAGGAUUUUGAUGACCUUACUAUUUUGAAAUGGGAUGAUUUCUACUUCCCGGACAUCUCUGAAACAUGUGACACAAGCGAUGACUCUUCCUAGGUUCGUCAAUUUAUAUUUAGAGCAGCGUAUACUAUUAUUUCAAGGCUGUAAAUAACUCUGUAAGAGGGCAGGUCAUUUUGGCAGUCACAUUUGACUUUUCAAUGUGAAUUUUAUUCCAUUCAGCAUUAUUAUCUUUUAGUGUAG